AUGGGAUCCUCAGGUUGUCAUGAGCGCGUAUUACCGGGAUCGUGUAGGAUUCCACGGAUCGUAAAACGGAGUCCCGGAUACUCCGGAAAUGCCAACCCUGGGGUUAGGGUUUUAGUAACUGCCCGAUCGUGUGAUCGUGAGCGAUCCGACCGUCCGAUCUGGACCAAACUUGCAGGACAUGUGUCCUAG
Messenger RNA from Prunus armeniaca (apricot), 189 nucleotides. The record is from the annotation of a GenBank genome assembly. Lineage: Eukaryota; Viridiplantae; Streptophyta; Magnoliopsida; Rosales; Rosaceae.